This is a messenger RNA of Bipolaris victoriae FI3, 465 nucleotides long. RefSeq lists its product as hypothetical. The transcript has a single exon. The record is from RefSeq and is a predicted model, not a curated record. The coding region runs from base 1 to 465 and encodes 154 amino acids. NCBI's taxonomy places the organism in Eukaryota, Fungi, Ascomycota, Dothideomycetes, Pleosporales, Pleosporaceae.
AUGUGGUGGCGCAGGCAUCAUUCGCGGGCCCAACCGUGCCUUGUCUACGAGGUUGUACCUGGUUGCCAGACUCACCCUACCUACCGCUCUCUAGCCCACUGCCCACGAUACCCACGACACCCACCUGAGGCCGCGGGCGACAGACUAAAGUACCACUACUUUGCACGUCACUGCUCCCCGGUCCUGCUCUCGUCGCGCUUGCUUGCUGAGAAUGACACAGCACGUCUUUGGUCACAUUUCAAAACAGACGGGUGGUUGCACCUUUUUUGCAGCCAGUCAUCCAAAGUACACCAUGUAUCAUACACUGUGUAUACAUGUCCAGCCUGUAUGUACGUACAUACAUCGGUACAUGCAGUCUGUAUACCUCCCCGGUCGUUGGUGCUCCGAGCGCGUGGCUGGCCAGAGGUGCUUACAUACUGUACAGGCCUGCUUACUUACAUGCACGCUGCAAAACCUCUCUACUGA